Molecule: messenger RNA, 1324 nt
Organism: Sceloporus undulatus (fence lizard)
Lineage: Eukaryota; Metazoa; Chordata; Lepidosauria; Squamata; Phrynosomatidae
Product: lebercilin-like protein
Exons: 3
Coding region: 81-1133 (350 amino acids)
Biological process (GO): intraciliary transport
Cellular component (GO): axoneme
Source: RefSeq, a predicted model, not a curated record
GCAGCCCCUUCCUCUAGAGGUUUCCAACAGUGGGCUGCACAGGUGCAAUGUGACCCACAGAGACCUCAGAAAAGAAUGUCAUGUUCAAAAUGCCAAAUAAAUUAAUUCUCAGGUUUAACUUUCUCUGCUUUUUCAUAGAAGUUAAUGUCAGCAUAUCGGUACAAGUAGAUAUGAAUCUGGAAAGCUUGCCUUUCCAAAAGCAUGAGAGAAAGCAAAGUGCAGUUCUUUCAAAAGAGGCACCAACAACAAAGGAUGUAUGUGCAAAAGAUAAAAUGAAUGAUGUAAAUAAAGAGAUGGAACCAAAACCAGAGGCUCAUCAAACAGAAAAAUUACCAGUGCAGGAAGUUUCAGAUAGAACAUGCUCAGAGUUACUAGAAGACAUAUCUCUAAGCAACAAAAAAUAUUUUAAAUGUGAAAACAUAGAAAGACAGAAGAACCGAAGAGACAGGCAAGGAUUAGACUUAUUGAAAGAAGAGUUUGAGAAAUUAUGUACGGAAGAAUCACUCCAGUCUACACAUGAUAGUGAGCAAAAGGAGAACAAUCUGGGAGAAGCUGUAACUGAAAAUCAAGAAAAUGAAAACAAGAGAGACGAGCCAAAAGAAGUAGUAAGUGAUAAAUUGGCAACAGUAAUACAAAGACACAAAACACCAUCUAAAUUAAAGAAACAAUACAUAUUUACAGAAGCUGUUGAAAAUUUGCAUCAGGGAUUCCCUUCAACAAGACGGUUGUUCAAUACAAGUACCACAGGUAAUAGCAGGCAGGCUAAUACACACCCAAGUGAUAUAGCUGAGUUUAAGGGAAGUGGCUCUACCAGUGCCUAUGAGCCAUCAUUUGGAAAUACUACCAACACAAAGCAGGGCAUUUCAGUACACAGCGAAGACCGGAUUCCUACAGUAUCAGCGGAGAAGAAAAACACUCUUAUGCAAGAACUUUUUGGAACUAGCUCCAUCUUGCAAGACAAUAAUCUGAAACCUAAUUUUGAAGAUGUGGGUAAGGAAAAAAAGUCUUUUUCACAGAAUGAAAAGUUUUAUGAGGACAUUUCAUACAUGCAUGAUAGCUUUCAGUGUGGUGAUUCCAAACAAACACCCAUAAAGGGUUUUGAUACAGUUUCCUUCUUGGAAAACCUUAAAUAAUUUCAUGAUAACGAAAUUAUGAAUCUGUCAUUUAAGAUUUUACAGGUUUUCAUCUUAAAACAUAGUACUUUAAAACUACUGAAAAGCAAUGUAAUUUAAUACAGUAGCUUCUGAGGAUUGUUUUUCCUGUUGAAUAUAAUUUAAAUUACCUCCAUGCAGUCCUCUGCACAUAACAGAAAUUGAUUUCUUCA